Molecule: messenger RNA, 372 nt
Organism: Penaeus indicus
Lineage: Eukaryota; Metazoa; Arthropoda; Malacostraca; Decapoda; Penaeidae
Exons: 1
Coding region: 1-372 (123 amino acids)
Source: RefSeq, a predicted model, not a curated record
AUGGAAAACAUCGAAAUCAAGAAAGUCCAAGAAUUUAAACAUCUGGGGUCAACAAUGGACAGAGAUGGAGACAUUCACAUAGAAGUUAGCAAGAGACUGCAGUCAGGAUGGAAAGGGUGGAGAAAAGUUUCUAGCAUCCUAUGUGACAGAAAUAUGUCUGCAAAGAUCAAGGGCAAGGUAUACAGGACUUGCGUAAGACCAGCCAUUAUGUACGGCCUAGAAACAAUCCCCCUGACGAAAGCUGCUGAAAGCAAAAUGGAGGUAGCAGAGAUGAGAAUGCUGCUUUUCUCGCUGGGGCUGACGAGGUUAAAUAGGGUCCCAACGCGGAAGUUAGAAAACAGCUGCAAACUAGAAGAUUUGGGGAUAAGCUAA